Oreochromis aureus is the source of this 3050-nucleotide messenger RNA. Its product is annotated as tripartite motif-containing protein 16-like. The transcript has a single exon. The coding region runs from base 62 to 1726 and encodes 554 amino acids. The record is from RefSeq and is a predicted model, not a curated record. NCBI's taxonomy places the organism in Eukaryota, Metazoa, Chordata, Actinopteri, Cichliformes, Cichlidae. Gene Ontology annotation, molecular function: zinc ion binding; protein binding.
CAGAGGUCAGACUAGUUUCAGUUAUAAGGAAAAUAAAAUCACACAGUCACUGAGAGGAGAAAUGGCACAGAAAGGAGUUCAGCUGGACCGAGAAACCUUCUCUUGUUCCAUCUGUUUGGAUCUACUGAAGGAUCCGGUGACUAUUCCCUGUGGACACAGCUACUGCAUGAACUGUAUUGAAAGUCACUUUGAUGAAGAGGACAGGAAGCGAAUCCACAGCUGCCCUCAGUGCAGGAAGACUUUCACACCGAGGCCUGUCCUGGAAAAAAACACUGUGUUAACAACCUUAGUGGAGCAGCUGAAAAAAACUGGACUCCAAGCUGCUCCAGCUGAUCAUUGCUAUGCUGGACGUGAAGAUGUGGCCUGUGAUGUCUGCACUGGGAGGAAGCUGAAAGCCAUCAAGUCCUGUUUAGUCUGUCUGGCCUCUUACUGUGAGAAACACCUCCAACCUCACUAUGAUGCAGCUCCAUUAAAGAAACACAAGCUGGUGGCCCCCUCCAAGAAGCUCCAGGAGAACAUCUGCUCUCGUCAUGAUGAGGUGAUGAAGAUUUUCUGUCGUACUGAUCAGCAGAGUAUCUGUUAUCUCUGCACAGUGGAUGAACAUAAAGGCCAUAAAACAGUCCCAGCUGCAGCAGAAAGGACUGAGAAGCAGAAGGAGCUCGAGGUGAGACGACUAAACAUCCAGCAGAGAAUCCAGGAGCGAGAGAAAGAUGUGAAGCUGCUUCAACAGGAGGUGGAGGCCAUCAAUGGCUCUGCUGAUAAAGCAGUGGAGGACAGUGAGAAGAUGUUCACUGAGCUGAUCCGUCUCAUCAGGAGAAGAAGAUCUGAUGUGAAGCAGCAGGUCAGAUCCCAGCAGGAAACUGAAGUGAGUCGAGUCAAAGAGCUUCAGGAGAAGCUGGAGCAGGAGAUCGCUGAGCUGAAGAGGAAAGAUGGCGAGCUGGAGCAGCUCUCACACACAGAGGAUCACAACCACUUUCUACACAACUACCCCUCACUGUCAGCACUCAGUGAGUCUACACACUCAUCCAGCAUCAAUAUUCGUCCUCUGAGGUACUUUGAGGAUGUGACAGCAGCUGUGUCAGAGACCAGGGAUAAACUACAGGACAUUUUAAGAAAGGAAUGGUUGAAUAUCUCACUGACAGUCACUGAAGUGGAUGUUUUACUGUCACCACCAGAGCCAAAGACCAGAGCUGAAUUCUUAAAAUAUUCCUGUGAAAUCACACUGGAUCCAAACACAGCAAACACACAUCUGUUAUUAUCUGAGGGGAAAAGAAAAGUAAGAAGAAUGAAACAACAACAGUCUUAUUCUGAUCAUCCAGACAGAUUCAUUGUUUAUUAUCAGGUCUUGAGUAGAGAGAGUCUGACUGGACGUUGUUACUGGGAGGUGGAGUGGAGAGGGGGAGGGGUUUUAGUAGCGGUCGCAUACAAGAAUAUCAGCAGAGCAGGGUCGGGCGAUGAAUGUGUUUUUGGAUAUAAUGACAGAUCUUGGACAUUACGUUGUGACACAAACAGUUUUCAAUUUUGGCACAACAAUGUCCAAACUGACCUCUCAGGUCCUCGGUCCUCCAGAGUAGGAGUGUACCUGGAUCACAGAGCAGGUAUUCUGUCUUUCUACAGCGUCUCUGGAACCAUGACUCUCCUCCACAGAGUCCAGACCACAUUCACUCAGCCGCUCUAUGCUGGACUUUUUCUUUAUGGAGAUGGAGUCACUGCAGAGUUGAUGUAGUUUCUAAAUAAAAGCUGAGAAGUUCAGUGGUCCAUUGACGUGUGAAAAUAAUAUUGCACUGAUUCAAACUGUACUUACAUUUAUAUACCUUACAUCAAUAUAAAUCUGAAUUUGUUCUUAUGGCUGAUAAUCAUGUGAGUUUAAAUGAUACUACUCUUCAUAUUCAGCAUGUUUGAAAUCUUUCAUCAGUCUGGUUAGUGGUUUUAUUCUGUAGUUCUGUUAUUCUGUAGGGUCGUCAAAAGCAAAAAUAUAUUGGAGCUGCAGUGAUUCAGCAGUUAGUCAAUGAUUAGAGAACUGAUUAGAGAAUAUAUCGAUAUUUUUAAAAAACUUGAUAUAUCGCCCAGCUCUAAUAGACAGUAAAUGAUACAGGCCUGUAUAUUGUGGAGGAUAGACAUGUUUCAUUGCCCUGAGCUGUGUCUGGCAGGCAGAGCGUCUCCACAAAUCUGAUGCUUCUGAUUUGGAGAAAAUGAGCUGAGGAAGACACCUGGUGGACAAAUACAGACAUGACAAGAAGAGAGACUAAAGUGCAGAGUGGAGACAAACAGGUGGAAAUACUUGUUGGAAAGGAUUGUCAUGCUUCAGAAAAACACACAGCACACACUCUAAUAGUCCUUUAUUUGCACUGAAGGAGACACGUGAAGAAACCAAAUCACACAAUAAUGAGGUGAACACAUUUAUAGCCAGUGUUCAAGAUGAUGGAUAGAAAUGAAAAUCAUGGAGCAUUUAUGCAUUUUUAGGUCUGUGUCUUACAGCAGAAGCAGCAUUUACAUGAACUCACUGGCCUUUUUCCACUCAACACUCUCUUCUUCACCACCUCAUCUUCCUCUUCUGACUGCUGCUGAGCUCCAACCCUUUUUACCUCCUGGAGAUGAUUCAUAUUCACUGAAAUUUCACUCAUGACACAGAAACUGUUCAGCUUUUCCCCAUUUAUUAGACUAUUUAUUAGUAAAGUAUUUUUCUUCUAUCAUUGAACCUUUUAAGGGUUUUCUCAUCGUAGUUUUGGGGAGUUUUUAAUUAGAUUUACAGCUUCAGAAUAACUUUGUGAUGUCAGAUUAGAAAGUCUGUGUCCAACCCUGGUGUUUGAUCAGAUGUUUGAUCCCUGCAGGGUUGGAUUUUUUCAUAUGAAUGUUGAAUUUGUUGUACUGGAUUUGAGUUAGAUUAUUACUAAUGGAUGAUUCAUUGUAAAAAGUGGAUCUACCAACAGUUUACUUCUUUGUUAUUAUGAUUAAAUGUAAAACAAAUAUAUUGUCCACUUUUUGUGUGACAGAGGCAGGAAUUUCUCUGUCCUAGAUUUAAACUGUCCAAUAAAUUGUUGAAACUGUCA